Paramecium sonneborni is the source of this 300-nucleotide messenger RNA. Lineage: Eukaryota; Ciliophora; Oligohymenophorea; Peniculida; Parameciidae. The record is from the annotation of a GenBank genome assembly.
AUGAGGACUUACUUUAAUGAAAAUAAACUAAAUUUCACACAUAAUAAUUUUCCAAAAUUGAUGAAAGAAACAGGUUGAAUUGAUAGAAAAUUAAUGAAAUAUUCAGUUAAUAUAAAGAAUUGCUAAGUUAGGAUUGCUCUCAAAUUUCUAAAUUAACAAAAGAGAGUAAAUAUAUCAAUUACUUUAGUUAUACCAAACGGUAUAUCUAGAGAGGCUUUAUUGAUAAAGGAAAUUAUUGAUAUGUAGAUCAAAUUUAAAAAAUGUUUGCUUUUUAAUAUUCUUUUAUAUUUUGAAACUUGA